AUGGUGUUCACAAAGGAACACUUGGAUUCGAUUAAACAAGGAGAAACUUGGAUGAAGACGACUGCAGAAUCAUGUAGCAUCACUGCAGCAUUAAUCGUCACAGUCGUAUUUGCAGCAGCAAUCACUGUACCUGGUGGUAAUCAAGAAUCCGGUCUCCCCUUGUUCAAAGAAAAAUCUGCCUUCACUAUCUUUGCUGUAUCCAAUGCAUUUUCACUGUUUACAUCCGCUACCGCGCUACUACUGUUCCUAUCAAUCCUCACCGCACGUUUUUCUGAAAAAGAUUUUCUGGUUAGUUUACCAAGAAGGUUAAUUUUCGGUCUGUUAAUGUUAUUCAUCUCUACAACAGCCAUGAUGGUAGCCUUUGGUGCAAUCUUGGUCCUUGUCUUUUGUGAUCAAAGACCAUGGAUGCUAGCACCAAUAUGUGCAUUUUCUUGCUUGCCGAUUUCAGUUAUUGUUACUAUAAAAGUCCCUCUGUUAGUAGACUUGAUCCAAUCAACAUAUUACCCCAUCUUUGGUAAGCAUAGUUACCUUGAAUCUUGUAAAGUUAAUCGGAAAAACACCGUAUUUAUGAAGUAUGAGUAA
Molecule: messenger RNA, 582 nt
Organism: Helianthus annuus (common sunflower)
Lineage: Eukaryota; Viridiplantae; Streptophyta; Magnoliopsida; Asterales; Asteraceae
Product: ankyrin repeat-containing protein NPR4
Exons: 1
Coding region: 1-582 (193 amino acids)
Source: RefSeq, a predicted model, not a curated record